This is a messenger RNA of Gaeumannomyces tritici R3-111a-1, 1029 nucleotides long. RefSeq lists its product as hypothetical. The record is from RefSeq and is a predicted model, not a curated record. The transcript has a single exon. Bases 1 to 1029 code for a protein of 342 amino acids. NCBI's taxonomy places the organism in Eukaryota, Fungi, Ascomycota, Sordariomycetes, Magnaporthales, Magnaporthaceae.
AUGCCUCCGCAACUAUUACCGGCCUCGGCUGCGGCCUUUGCUCCCCGCGCCGCCUCGGUCAACGUCGUCCUCGGCUCCAAGGUUGAGCCCUGGUUGACACAGACACUGAAGCGCAUCAACAGGGUAAAGCGCCCGCUCAACAGCAUCCCGCAGCACCAGAGGUGUCUGACCGAGACGCUGUCGUCGCCGAAUGCCAUCUGGACACUGGCCUCGCUCAUGUUCACCAAGGUGCCCGACUCGGAGCUCACCAAGGACUCGGACCCCCUGAAGGAGGCCAUAUCAAACUACAAGAUGGUGCACGUAGAGGCUUACAUCGUCCACGUCGACAUGGUCCUGCGCAGCGAGGUGGCUUACAAGCUGACCCCGGACACCAUCGAGGCCCUGAUCGCAUACCACAAGGAGGUCCACUGCCCCAACACCAAGGCGAGCACCUAUGACUGGGCCGAGAAGGAGCAACAGUGCAAAAAGCUGCACGAGGAGUUCAUCCAGGCCAUCAACAAAUACGUUUUCCGCACGCACGUCUCAGCCCUCGAGGGCCUGGAGGAGGAAGGAGCCGGCGAGCUGCUCAACGGGAAGAGUGAAGAUGUCAAGAACGCCAUCUUGGGCCUCAUGAAGCCCCUGCUGCCCCCGCCGCCCAAGAUCAUCGAGGUCGUCCGCCAACCGCCCCUGCUGCCCAGCUCCCCCGUAGGCAUCAGCAUGUGGUCCCAGCCCACCAUCCCGACGUCGCUGCCCGCGCCCGUCGAUUCCUGGAGGGUCCUGCCAUCAAGCCCCGGCGUCGUUGCCACGACGGCCGGCUCGGACAACAUCAUCUGGGCGACCAUGGCCAUGACCGAGUGCCAGCUGCCUUCGCCGACGCCGUCUUUCAGCCAGCCGUUCUCGUCGGCGGGGUACUACUACAGCUCCCCCGUCGUCACCUCGCCCAUCCCGCAGCUUCCUCUGCCGAGCAUGCUUGCGCCCCAGUGCGGCGUCAGCGUCGGCUACGGCGGCUUCGGCUGGGAUAGGUACCAGGAGUACACCACCACCAUGUGA